AGACCAGUAGGUGGCAGUAAUGCACAUUUUCGCUGGUUUGCCAAAACGCUAGAAGAAGAAGAAAAAGAAGACUUUUAUUUUGGUUUGACGCCGUGACGUCAUAAGUCUGCUCCCCGCGUCUGUGAUUCGGCUGAGGAGAGACUGUCCAAACACACAGAACCAUGGCGUUUAUUAAAGAGGAGACUGUAGACAUAAGGAUUGAAGAAGUCUUCUGUCUCAAACAAGAGGAUUUCGAGGAACUAACAGACCUGACAGCAAUUAAAAAGGAGAAGGAAGUGCUGAAUAAAAUGAAAGAGAAAGAUCAGCAUGAAAAUCUUCAUGAAUUCAUAACUGAAGAAAAAUCCUUCAAUUGCUCACAGACUAAAAAGACUUCCUCACGAAAAAGAGUUAAAAAAGCGAUAGGAGCUAGAAGUUGUUUAACCUGCUUUCAGUGUGGAAAGCUUUUCACUAAAAAAGGAAGCCUUAACAGGCACAUGAGAAUUCACAGUGGAGAGAAACCUUACUCAUGCCCUCAGUGUGGAAAGUGUUUCGAUCAGCCUGGAGAUCUUAAAAUCCACAUGAGAAUUCACACUGGAGAAAACCCUUCCACCAGCCAACAGUGUGGAGUAAAUUUCACUCAAAAAGGGAUUCUCAAUAGGGACAUGAAAGUUCACACUGGGGAGAAACCUUACACAUGCCCUCAGUGUGGAAAGGGUUUUCAUCAACAUGGAAACUUUAAAAUCCACAUGAAAAUUCAUUCAGGAGAAAGGCCUUUUACCUGCCAACAGUGUGGAAAACAAUUCAACCGAAAAGUAAACCUUGAAGUACACAUGAAAAUUCACACUGGAGAAAGACCUUUCACCUGCCUUCAGUGUGGAAAACACUUCAAUCAAAAAACAAACCUUAACAGGCACAUGCGAAUACACACCGGAGAAAAGCCUUACUCAUGCCCUCAGUGUGGAGUAAGUUUCACACAAAAAGCGGUUCUCAAUAGGCACAUAAGAAAUCAUACUAGGGAAAAGCCUUACACAUGCCUUCAGUGCGGAAAGUGUUUUGAUCAAAAUGAAAAGCUUGAAGCACACAUGAGAAUUCACACUGGAGAAAGACCUUUCACCUGCCAACAGUGUGGAAAACACUUCAAUCAAAAAACAAACCUUACCAGGCAUAUGAGAAUUCACACUGGAGAGAAGCCUUACACAUGCCUUCAGUGUGGAAGGAGCUUUCAUCAACAUGUAAAUCUUAAAGUACACAUGAGAAUUCACAAACGUGAAAAACUUUAUUCAUGCCUGCAGUGCGGAAACAGUUUUGCUCAAGAGGGAAACCUUAACGUCCACAUGAAAAUUCAUACAGAAGAAAACCCUUCCACCAGCCAACAGUGUGGAGUAAAUUUCACUCAAAAAGGGAUUCUCAAUAGGGACAUGGAAGUUCACACUGGGGAGAAACCUUACACAUGCCCUCAGUGUGGAAAGGGUUUUCAUCAACAUAGAAACCUUGAAGUCCACAUGAAAAUUCAUUCAGGAGAAAGACCUUUCACCUGCCAACAGUGUGGAAAACACUUCAUUCAAAAAACAAACCUUAACAGGCAUAUGAGAAUUCACACUGGAGAGAAGUCUUACACAUGCCUUCAGUGUGGAAAGAGCUUUUAUCAACAUGUAAACCUUAAAGUACACAUGAGAAUUCAUUCAGGAGAAAGGCCUUUUACCUGCCAACAGUGUGGAAAACACUUCAACCAAAAAGUAAACCUUAAAUAUCACAUGAUAGUGCACACUGGAGAAAACCCUUUCACUUGCCAUCAGUGUGGAAAACGUUUCACUCAAAAAGGAAGCCUUAACAGGCACAUGAGAAUACACACCGGAGAGAAACCUUACUCGUGCCAUCAGUGUGGAGUAAGUUUCACACAAAAAGCGGUUCUCAAUAGGCACAUAAGAAAUCAUACUAGGGAAAAGCCUUACACAUGCCUUCAGUGUGGAAAGAGUUUUGAUCAAAGUGAAAAGCUUGAAGUACACAUGAGAAUUCACACUGGAGAAAGCCCUUUCACCUGCCAACAGUGUGGAAAACACUUCAAUCAAAAAACAAACCUUACCAGGCAUAUGAGAAUUCACACUGGAGAGAAGCCUUACACAUGCCUUCAGUGUGGAAGGAGCUUUCAUCAACAUGUAAACCUUAAAGUACACAUGAGAAUUCACAAUCGUGAAAAACUUUAUUCAUGCCUGCAGUGCGGAAACAGUUUUGCUCAAGAGGGAAACCUUAAUGUGCACAUGAAGAUUCAUACAGAAGAAAACCCUUUUACCUGUCAACAGUUCACAAAACUGGAAAGAGGUGGAAAGAGUUUUGAUCAAAAUGAAAAGCUUGAAGAACAUAUGAGAAUUCACACUGGAGAAAACCCUUUCACCAGCCAACAGUGUGGAGUAAGUUUCACUCAAAAAGGGAUUCUCAACGGGGACAUGAAAAUUCAGACUGUGGAGAAGCCUUACACAUGCCCUCAGUGUGGAAAGGGUUUUCAUCAACAUAGAAACCUUAAAGUCCAUGUGAAAAUACAUACAGGUGAAAGGCCUUUUACCAGACAACAGUGUGGAAAAAGUUUUAACCGAAAAGGAAACCUUAAUGACCACAUGAGAGUACACACAGGAGAAAGUCCAUUCACUUGCCAGCAGUGUGGAAUGAGUUUCACUCAAAAAGGAAGCCUUAACAGGCACAUGAGAAUACACACCAGAGAGAAGUCUUACUCAUGCCCUCAGUGUGGAAAGAGUUUCACUCAAAGAGGAAGCCUUAACAGGCACAUGAGAGCUCACACUGGAGAGAAGCCAUACACAUGCCCUAAGUGUGGAAAGUGUUUCAUUCAGCAUGGAAACCUUAAAGUCCAUAUGAGAAUUCACACUGGAGAAAAGCUGUAAUUAAUCCCCUCAGUGGGAAAGAGUUUUGAUCAACAUGGAAACCCUAAAGUCCAUAUGAAAGUUCACACUGGAAAGAGCCCUUUCAACUGUCAACAGUGUGGAAAAUGUUUUAACCGAAAAGGAAAUCUUAAUCUUAAUCUUAAGAGAAGCCUUUUACCUUUUACCUUUUUACCUGCUAACAGUGUGGAAUUUCACUCAAAAUGAGAUGCUUAACAGGCACAUGAAAUUUACACCAGAGAGAAAAGGUUUUAAUCAGCAUAGUAACCGUACAGGGUUAGUUCACCCAAAAAUUAAAAUUUUACUCACCCUUGAGGCAUCCUAGGUGUAUAUGACUUUCUUCUUCCAGACAAAUCCAGUCAGAGUUAUAUUAAAAAUUGUCCUGGCUAUUCCAAUCUCUGUCAUUGCAGUCAGCAGAUGUUGCAGUUGCACAGUCCACAAGUCGUCAAAUAAAGCAUGCGCAUUCAUAAUAAAACGUGCCUCACACGACUCCGGGGGGUGAAUAGAGGCCUCUCGUAGUGAAUUGCGCACGCACUGUGCAUACGUACUACGUCAUCCGCCAGAACAGCUUCCGCGUACGACAGAUACCCGAAGUGAGAGAAAAGUGUUUAUUAUGUUUAAAAUAUGGAUAUUUUUCUUACAAAAACGCUUGCAGGAGGGCCUUUAAUCACCCCACGGAGCCGUGUGAGGCACGUUUUAUUACAAAUGUGCACGCUUUAUUUUAUUUAUCUUAUUUUUGUAAGAAAAAUAUCGAUAUUCUUAACUUAACUUAAUAAACCUUAAUCUCUAACUUCCGCUAACUGUCAUAUGCACUUUCACAAGAGAGUGGUGUCCACCAGAUGAUGUAGGACAUAGGCAAACGCUUUGACGAACACGGAAGUGACGAAUGUGGAAGCGCAGAGAAGAGAGCAAAACAAAACACCAGUCAUGAAUUAAUAGUACAAAACGAGGAUUUGUAAAGGAAAAAUGUCGGAGGAUUUCAAUAUAAGCCAAGAGUACACUGGUUUUUCUUUGCUGUAAACAAAACUUGUUUCUCGCAAGACUAGCAUAUUCUCAACGGAGCUUACGCUACACCUACAUCAUACAUCAUCCGCUGGACACCACUCUCUCGGGAAUGUGCAUACGACAGUUAGCCGAAGUUAGAGAUAAAUCAUAGGGUAUUUUUUUAUUUUUGGGUGAACUAUCCCUUUAAAGGAAACGUGAUCAUUUACAUGAGACUUCACAAUGCAAAAAGGUAUUACACAGGCCUUCCAGAGUGAUUAGUUUCAUAUAUCAAAGAGACCUGAAAAUAUGGAGUGUUGCAGAAUGUUUACAAAAAAAAAAAUCAGUUAUCAGUUAUACAUUCAUUCUGGAGGCUAUUUGUGUAAAUGUUCUUUGUGUGACGUCAUUACUCAAAUAAAUACACACUGUAAUUUUUUCUUAUAAAAAAAAAAAAAAGAACUGCCCAGGGAAAAAAAGAUCAACAAGAAAGAAUAUAAAAGUAUUUUUACAUCCCAGGACAUAGUAUUACUAUUUGUUGUUGUUGUUUUGUAUUUUAUCGCCAUACUGUGUACAUACUGUGUGUAAGUAGGUCUCUCUCUUUUUUCUUCCAUGCUGUUAUGUUGAGAAUUGUAAAUACAUACCACACUUUUCCUUGGAAAUUUUGAGAAAUCUUGUCCUCUUUCCUUUUUUCUUUUUCUUUUAGUUAUUCCUCUCUAACCCUGCACUGAGGAUAGGACAUGAUAAUUGGGGGCUUGUCUCUUUACAACAACUGGAAACGUUAAUUUAAACGUAAAUUAUUUUUUUCCCCCUCUCUAGGCUUGUGUUUAUGGGGUGCAGUCUAACAUGUGUUAAUGCUUAGUUUUUAAAUAAACAAAUUUUUCAACAUAAUUUACCUUAAUUCUACAUCGCUCUGUUUCUUCUCUUAUGAACACUCUGAUGAUUUUCUGGUUUUAUGAAGCCCCUCCCACAGAAUUACACAAUGGGAUUGGUAUGUUGUGAUUUGCUAAACUGCGUUUAAACUGCACAUUCAGAAACGUCACGCCCCUUACCUCAGAAUGUAGAUCUACAGAGAAUGGUCAAAGCGAUGGAGAUACUCAUAUAAGGUGUGCACGACUUGAAGCCGCGCUGACUGAUCAGUGUAUGACAUCAAUGUACCACAAGAGUGAGUCAAAAGCAUAAGGAGCCGCCUGCUCUCUAAAGCUCACAGAACUUUGAUUUCAUUCGAUCGGUCUGAGCAGUGCAAACCGAGCCAAAACAAUGGAUAUUUUAGGCAAUAUAGAAAUCCUGGCCAGGACGUGUCUGGGAAAAAUGGCACAUGUGAUCACUAGGGAUGCAUCGAUCCGAUACUCUGGAUGGGUAUCGACGCCGAUCCAAGCUUUUUGAAGGGAUUGGAUAUCGGCGAUGUAUGACCGAUUCAAAUUCAAUACUGUUACCAGUGGUUGAUGAAUGAAAAGCAAAAAAACAAUGGCCUACUUUAAAACUAUAAUAAUUAUUAUAAGAAUACAAUUACUUAUUUUAAAACAUUGCCUUAAAAAAUUAAAUACAUUUAAAAUAUGUUGCGCUGCUUGCGCAACCACAUGUGAGUGUGACAGGCAAGUUGAGUCGGAACCUAAAUAUUUUAACCUUGAAACAUCAGCGAGUAGCACUGCAAAUUGUAAUAUUUGCGAAGCCAAAGUUUCAAGAGGUGGAAGUAGUGUUUCGACUUGCAGUACAACAAAUUUAAUCAAGCAUCACGCAAAAGAACACGACGAGUUCACGCAAAUCGAAUGGAAAAAGGAUGUCAAAGCAGCUGACCUUGACAGAUGUGUUUCACAGGCAAGAAAAACUUUCAAAGUAGAACCCUAAAGCUGUAAAAAUAACAGAAAAAGUACUUGAAUUCAUUGUUCUAGAUGAUCAGCCCCUCUCUGUUGUUGAAAACACUGGUUUUCCGUCGCCUCAUGGAACAUCUGGAGCUGCGAUAUACACUCACCUAAAGGAUUAUUAGGAACACCAUACUAAUACUGUGUUUGACCCCCUUUCGCCUUCAGAACUGCCUUAAUU
Messenger RNA from Cyprinus carpio (common carp), 5891 nucleotides. RefSeq lists its product as uncharacterized. Gene Ontology annotation, molecular function: RNA polymerase II cis-regulatory region sequence-specific DNA binding; DNA-binding transcription factor activity, RNA polymerase II-specific. NCBI's taxonomy places the organism in Eukaryota, Metazoa, Chordata, Actinopteri, Cypriniformes, Cyprinidae. Gene Ontology annotation, biological process: regulation of DNA-templated transcription. The record is from RefSeq and is a predicted model, not a curated record.